Messenger RNA from Rotaria sp. Silwood1, 2311 nucleotides. Lineage: Eukaryota; Metazoa; Rotifera; Eurotatoria; Philodinida; Philodinidae. The record is from the annotation of a GenBank genome assembly.
AUAUCUGGCCACAACUAACAAAUAAAAUGAUAAAAAUUUCAGCUCAAUAUGCCUUAAUUUACAAGAGUUAAUACGACACACAAAGUAUGAAAUCUCGUGUGACAUUUAGUGUGACAACUAUAUUUUCAAAUUUUAUUUAAUGUCCCUUUCUUAAUAAGAAUAAGUAAAACUUUCGAAUCAUCUUUGGUAGUUUUAUUCCCCACUGAUAAGCUUUCAUUCAAAACCAAUCCGACAAAUUUUGAAUGCUUUGUUAUAUAGCAAAGGCGUUUUUAAAUCUCGUGUGACACCAUAUUGACCAUUGACGGUACACCUGAUAUUCGGAAAAAAAUAUAACAUAAACUGCGAUGAAAGAACUAGCCAGUCUCAUAUCCAUGAUGUAUACACUGUCCACUGUAAAUGUCAAAAACUGUCAAAAUUCAAAUGACAAGAAACCAAUUAGUGAUGGGUCAUUUUCUGUCCAUAUGUGGCAGUAGAAAUCAGCCAUUUUAACCUUGUGUAUGCAGUAUCUCGGGAUAGGCUAAUGAUAAAUUCGUGAUUUUUUGUGUGGUAGGGAGCAUCAACUACGGCAGCAUACUCCGAAAUUUUCAUAGAGAUUGGCCAAGAGGAACUGAAGUUAUUAAAGUUUUACAUAUGGAACUACGAACGGUACAAUAAAGUUGCAAUUCAUCCAUAUAUUGUCCUAUUAAAUAAGAUAAAUUUCUCCCUUUCUGAUGCAGAGCACUAAGAUACUCGUUUUUCGACAUUUUCUUUCGAGAUUUUUUCUGGUCGAUAUUUUUUGUUUCGACAUGUUUUUUUUCGGUCUUCAUCAUACAUUCCGCUAAGUGCAUUACUGUAAGACUCGCAUUUAUGAAAUAGUUGAUGAUAAAAAAAUUUCAAAUAAAAAAAAAAUACAAAAAGAAUGAUUAUUAUCGAGUAUAUAGUAACACUAAUAAAAAAAAUCGAGUGCGGUCAAACGAAAAAAAAUAGCCGCAGUUUGAAAUGUACAAAUAAAUAAUAAAAUAUUGCUUAUGUUAGUGAUGAGUUAUAAGAAUCAUUUUAAACAAUAGAAAUCUUUCAGUUUACAGAUAAGAUAUUAUGAUAGCAAGUCUAAAUGAUAUAUAUGAGUUCCACAUUUCAGCUCCAAUGGAACUAUGAUGACAAGUUUUUAUAUAUUCAGUGAUGGCUUUUAAGUUUUAAACUUAAAAUAGCCCUGCAUUAGUUAUGUCACAGAUGCCAUUAUGUUAUCUAUAUUGCAUCAACGAAAUGUUAUGCUUCUUCGUGUAAAACACAAUACUGUCCAAAUCCAUAAUUUCUAUCACUCCAUCUUCCACAUAAUGUAAUUUACUUUAGUAUGUUCGAAUAGAAUGACGUUUUACCAUUGCGAACAUCCACUCUUUUUUUCUUCCUCUUCGAGAACGCAUGUUCUGUAUGUAUAUGAGGACCUCUGCUGUCAAUAAUACUUAUGUUUGACUUAUCGUUUACUUUUACCAAUACGCGAUUUGAAUCAUAUGUAAGCGAAUCGUUUUUUUUUCUUCGCAAUUAUUUUGAUUCAGACUGUUUUCUUUGUAUACUUAAGUUAAACUCAUAUAUAAAGAAAAAAAAUUUUUGUCGUCAGCUGGUGUUUUUCAAGAUGACUUCUACCAACGAUGUUGGACUUGCAUGUGAACGUAUUCAGAAUGCAACAGAAGUCGAUUUAAAUGAAAUUACUUGUUUAACUAUAUGUGAGAAUAUAUUAUGGAAACCGCUCUCAUGUCAACAGUGUGAAACUCAUUUCUGUUCGAUGUGUAUUCGACAGUGGUUAGAUAAACAUCCCAAUCAAUGUCCCAUGAAAUGUGCUUCAUUCAUUGAGCGACCAUGUUCCAAAUUCAUUUCUAGACAGUUAGCAAAAUUAAAAGUUCUUUGCAUUUAUCGAUCGUAUGGUUGCCAGGAAGUUUGUUGAACUACAGUUCAAUCACUUUCUGUAUUAUUAAAGAACACUGUUUUUAUACCAUGUUUAUUUUAGGUUGUUCCAUAUGAAGCACUUGAAAAACAUGAGAUAACAUGUGGAAAUCAACUUGUAAAAUGUAUUCGUUGUCAGUUAGGUGUACUCCGAAAAAAUCUCGCACAACAUCAACCAGUAUGUCAACAGACGACGGCUAUGUCUUUAGAUUCAAAUAUGGUACAUGUAACAUGUGAAAAUGAUUUCAAGGAACGAAAUUCUGAGAUAGCUGCUCUGAAAGCAGAAGUUCAACUACUUCGUCAAGCACUAAAUGGUCAUAUGGAAUUAUUAGUGGCUCGUGACAUCCUCGCUGAUAACAAUGUAAGUUCUUCUAUUGCAUUACGGGGUCAAUGA